AUGGAUGAGCCAAAGUCGCACCAACGGGACGUUACCCGCAGCCGAUUUGGCGACAACGCUAGGAUUAACAUGGGCGAUGUCCAUUACCACCUGCCCCAUCGAUCCACCCGAUCUGCGGUCCGCGUUAUUCCCUAUCCCUGCAACGAGGAUGUGGUCCCUCGACGGGACCUCAUCGACAGGCUAGAUGCUAUUUUACCGCAUACGUCGGGAUCUCACAGCGCUGCGCUCUGGGGCCUGGGAGGAUCAGGCAAAACACAGAUCGCGCUCGACUACGCGUAUCGACGAUGCGAUGCCGACGACGGGUGCUGCGUCUUCUGGGUGCACGCCGACAGCGAAGCGACAUUUAUAGCCGAUUACAAGACGAUUGGCAGGAAGCUCGGGGUCGAUAAGCGGCUCGACAGGUCGGACCUACUAGAUGCGGUGCGUAGUGCAAUCGAAGGCCAACAGAAAUGGCUGAUGAUCUUCGAUAACGCCGACGACCUGCGCAUGUUCAGGACGGAUAAGAAAAUAAGGGAGGGAGAGGCGAGCGACAACCUGUACAAGUUCGUUCCUCAGGCGUCGACUGGGACAACACUAUGG
Emericellopsis cladophorae is the source of this 579-nucleotide messenger RNA. RefSeq lists its product as uncharacterized. The record is from RefSeq and is a predicted model, not a curated record. The transcript has 2 exons. NCBI's taxonomy places the organism in Eukaryota, Fungi, Ascomycota, Sordariomycetes, Hypocreales, Bionectriaceae. Gene Ontology annotation, molecular function: ATP hydrolysis activity. The annotation marks the transcript as partial.